Messenger RNA from Dermacentor andersoni, 843 nucleotides. RefSeq lists its product as uncharacterized. Lineage: Eukaryota; Metazoa; Arthropoda; Arachnida; Ixodida; Ixodidae. The record is from RefSeq and is a predicted model, not a curated record.
AUGGGACUCGUGCCGUUCCUCAGAUACACGUACAGGCUGCGCUCCUUUCGGGGCGACCCAAACAGCUCGGACGUACUUUUCAGCUUGCCUACCACGGCCACGCGCAGAGACCGUCUCAGCUUUGAGCUGUUCCUGUACACGGAGAUGCUGGUUGUGUUCUUGCUGGCUGGAGCACUGACCCUGGUGGCACUUCUCACCAUUGGAUUUAUCCUGAUGCGUGCCUUGGGCCUGACGACCUUCCUCGACAUGGAGCCCAACGAAAUGGCAGCGGGCCCGGGUGGUGCACGCGAGAACCAGGCGCAGGGCGACCACCGACGCCACGUGCCCGGCGGCGCCAGGAGGCGGCGUGGGGCAGCAGCUGCUGCGCUUCCCAGGGUUCGGUCGCGGGGCGACAGCUGACCGCCGCUGCGAGUUCGCGCAACGCCCCGCGCACCCGCCUGCGGUCAUCUGAUGCGGCACUUACAGAGCCCAGCGUCGUCGAAGCCUGGGACUGAUUUUUCAACGAUAUUGGUGCAAGCGGAGGAGCGCAGGUGCCGUGUGACUGCUUCCCGUCAAUGAUGGCUGGCGCUCGAAUACGGUGGCCAAGAGCGGGAGCGCUACUGACGACUGACGCACCGCGCUCGACAAUACUGAAUUAUAGACAAAGAAAAUUCCGCUUGCACGAAAACCUAAUGGGUGGUUACUCUCGACGCAGAACCGUUAUUUGUUGAGAUUGCCAUAGAUAUUCACGGAACAACGUGGUCCUCGACCUGUCGGGAUCUUCACUAAGGUAUCUAUUUGGUCCAGUUGGUAGGUAUGCUACAAGUACGUACAGAGUUGUGCAUAAAAGAUUCUUCUUCCUUG